AUACUGUUUCUAAUUUUCCCUCCAAUUGAAUUGAUAUGUCUAUAACGGAUGCUUUAUAUUGUCAGUUUCUUAAGUAAAAAUAUAUAUAUUAUGUAAGAAUUGAAAAAAUAAAACUUUAUAAAUGGAGAGUUUCGAUCAGGAAUGUAGCAGCUCUAAACUUGUUGGUGUAAACAUAUUGGAAGGAUCUGUAAUCUCAGAUAAUUAUUCUCUAAAUGAUAUUCUUAACAAAUAUACUGAACAAGUUCGUGCUUUAGCUGAUACGAUUAUGCAACUGGAAAAUUUGAAUCUUGUGAAAGAUGUUUCAGUUUCAUCAAAAAACAGUAACACUGAAAUGAUGAAAAAUAAGAAUAAAAUUAUCAGUGGAGUCUCGGCACUUUUGAAAGAUUUGAAACCCUUAAACUAUCCUGGAUUCCAAUCUUUAAGUUCACUGAGGCUACUUAAAGAGUAUGAAAAAAUAGCUCAAGAAAGUCAACUAUUAUUAAAAAAACUACAAGAAGAUGAUGUCACUACUAAAAAUUUAAUCGAAAGAAUUGAUUCUAUGAAAUCACUUAUGAUAGAUUUCAAAAAUGAAACUGAAAAAGUAAUAAAAGAAAAUUAUAUUAGUCCUGAAAUAGAAAGAGCGAUCACCAAAGAAUUUAAUGAAUGUAGAGCUGAUAUGUACAAAAUAUUGCCCCUAGUUGAUCCAUCAUCAAUGUUGAAAGAAGUAUUGAGUAUAUUGGUUGAGCAUUCAGAUGAAGAUAAAGAUAGUUGGGUCAAUUUUGAAGACAAGCCACACUUGGUUUUACAUUGCUACAAAUUAAAAAAGAAUGGUUUCGUUUUGCAAAAUGAAAAUGACAAAAAUCUUUUUAAGUUAAAUAUUUGAGAUUAUUUAAGGACAAUUUUUUUUAAGUAUUGUUAUUAAGAAUUUUGUUUUCAAUUAUUUCUAUGAAUUUUAUUUUAGGUAAUCCACCUAUGAUUAAUUAAGAUUAUUAAAAAGUGAAAAAAUAUCAUUUUAAUUACUAUCACAUUAUUAUUUUAGAUACCCUCAAUUAUCUACUAAAAAAUUAUUUUGCUAAGUGUUUUUAGGAUGUUUAAAAUAAUUUUUUAAAAUUUUUUAAGCUAGUUUUGUUAUGUUUUUAUAAGGUAUUAGGACACUAGACAAUAGGGUGUAAAACCUAUUUUGGUGUCAUAAUAAAUAAGAUGCUUCAUUGAUC
Daktulosphaira vitifoliae (grape phylloxera) is the source of this 1193-nucleotide messenger RNA. RefSeq lists its product as uncharacterized. The transcript has 6 exons. Bases 122 to 862 code for a protein of 246 amino acids. Lineage: Eukaryota; Metazoa; Arthropoda; Insecta; Hemiptera; Phylloxeridae. The record is from RefSeq and is a predicted model, not a curated record.